CCCUCUGCAAAUCUCCCCCUAAAUUCAAGCUGCCUUCUACAGUGUUAGUUUGUGGUGAUUAGCAUGUGAACAUGACUAUAAUCAUCAUAAUGGAUUUGGAUAGUUGAAGAUGAGAACAGAGAUGGGGAACACAAACACAUCAGGAAUCCAAGAAGAAGAGGGGGGUGAUUAUACUAAAGCUCCAAACCAGGCUGAAGAAUCUGCAGAAUUAUCUCUGAAUAACCCGCCUUCUGCAAAUGAUCAUAACGUAGAAAAUGAGCAAGACGGGGUGGAUAAGGAACGCGUUUCUCAGUUUUCUGAAGUUCAGUUAGAAGCAAAGGAUUUGGGUAUAAAAUCCAGUGAUAUCCAGACAGUUGAUUCGAUCGAAGAAGUGGGGAGGGAUGAAGAAUCAGUGGAACCAAAAUAUGGAGAAAACAGUGGAAGUAGUGAUCAGUUCUUUACUUACUCAGGGGAGGUGGAAAACGUUGAUGCAAAUCUCGACUCUAAUGGUCCUGUCCAGCCUCUAGACCCCGCCUUCAAUCGACCACCAAGCAACAGAGAGAAUUUUGCAGAAAUGGAUGAUUCUUGUAGUGAUGAUGAUACGAAUCACUGCAAGAAGACAGAAAUCGAACGUACUAGUGCUAUAGAUGCUUCUGGUGUUGAUGUUGAGGAUGUGGACGAGGAAAAUAAUGAGUUGAUGAUGGAAGAAACGGCUUCUCAACCAGACAGAGCGAUCAAGGAAGAAGUGAGCUCGAGGGAUAAGGUUGAAAACGGUUUGGCAAAUGAAGGUGAUAAAGAGGGCAAUCUUGAGGUGAAUUUGGAUAAUCUAGAAGAUGUUGCCAAGAUGAAUACAUUAGACUGUUCUGAUCCAGCCUCGAAACCAAACGAAGAACGUAUGGUUCUUCCUCAGGAAACUGGAAAUGGAAAGAACAGCUUUCCAGUGCCUGAAGAACAGGAAGUGAAUGAAUUCAUGAUAGAGUCUCAUAACCAGGAAAAGGAAGAGGAGAAUUCCAUUUCUUGUUUGGGAACUGAAUCCAUAGAACAGCAGGAUCUGGUGUCUAACAAAUCUCGACCCGACAUUGAUGCUAAAGAAGCUACUGACAUAGUCUCGGGAGAAGAGAUCUCCAUUGUCCAUAACCAUGAAGAAGAGGAGGACAACACAAUCAAGCAAAUUUUCGUCACAAAUGAGGUACGAGAGAAAGAACAACCUCAGAAUGUUAAUGCAACUCCCGGGACAAUAUCAGAACACGAGAUACCAUCAGACCUAUCCGAUGAGCAAUGUGCAAACGGGAUCAUUUCUCCACUUCCAGUCAUUCAUUCUAAAACGGUGGAAACCACGAGGAGGUACAGUGUGGACUACACCUCAGAACAACCUGCAGGCAAUCAGAUCGAAACCAGAAGGUUCCCAAGCUUUGAUUUUGGCAUUCCUUUCGAUGCAAGGUCUUCUGAAUCUGAUCAAACGCCCCUUCUCCGCCCUGACAAGCCCCCUACCAGACGCUUAUCAAUCGACUUCCAAAACACAGCUCUGCAAGCCACAUACGCCCGAGACUCACUGGACUACGAUACAAUGGGAGUGGAAGAGAAAACCAUUAGAGUGGAGAGAAGUGAUCCUGAUGCCGGCCCAUUCUUGAUCACGCUAAAGAAAGACGAAAAUGGUAGCCUCACAGACAAAACAUCAAACAGUUUGCUUGCAGAUAUGAAGGAAGGGAACAUGAUGUUCAAGAACAUCCCUCCAGCAAAUGAUCAACUCGCAUUAGCUUCACCCAAAAGCGGAAAUGGGAAGCGAAAGCCUCUCCCUUCGUUCUUCAGCACAUGCAUCUGUUGCACAGCUACCAUCAACUGAAAAACCUUUCAUCAACACACUCAUCAUCAUUUACUGUUUUUCUUCUCUUUUUUUUCUUGAUUUUACAUGAUUGAUCUUUUUCUGACUUGUCAGCAGAGUGUUUAUUGUGAAAAAAAACAUGAGAGUGAUGCUACUCUACACAUUACUAGAAUUGAACUUUUUUGUGUUUUUUUUUCUUGGUUUAUGUUUGAGGAAAUCCAAUGAGGUUUGGACUUUGGAGGGAUGAAAAACUGCCUUUGAUUGUAACCCAAUGUAUAUGUCUAUUGAUUUA
This is a messenger RNA of Ipomoea nil (Japanese morning glory), 2093 nucleotides long. RefSeq lists its product as uncharacterized. The transcript is spliced from 5 exons. Bases 110 to 1822 code for a protein of 570 amino acids. The record is from RefSeq and is a predicted model, not a curated record. Lineage: Eukaryota; Viridiplantae; Streptophyta; Magnoliopsida; Solanales; Convolvulaceae.